GAAAAGCUUCCAAUUGCCUUCUACAACAAUCGUGCUGUUGGGGUAAAUAGGGCUACUUGGUCAAGCUUUAUAGGAUUAGUUGUUCGCAAUCCUCAAAUCUGCUCUUUCCGAUCACGAAGAUGGAAAUCCAAGAGUCGCUCAGAACUUGAGCAUAUGUGGGCUGCACUUACAGAAUAUUUCUACAAUCCAAAUAUGAUAGACUAUAAGCAUCACACUUUGAUUCAUAUGCGGGAGCGUUGGAACAAAUGGAGAUCUGUCUUGUAUCAUCAAUAUGCAAAGACAUGUGGCAGUCAAGAAGAGGCUUUGAAAAAUAAGCCAGAUGCUGUAGCUAACAAAGAA
Messenger RNA from Linum tenue, 339 nucleotides. The record is from the annotation of a GenBank genome assembly. NCBI's taxonomy places the organism in Eukaryota, Viridiplantae, Streptophyta, Magnoliopsida, Malpighiales, Linaceae.